This is a messenger RNA of Blumeria graminis f. sp. triticale, 69 nucleotides long. NCBI's taxonomy places the organism in Eukaryota, Fungi, Ascomycota, Leotiomycetes, Helotiales, Erysiphaceae. The record is from the annotation of a GenBank genome assembly.
AUGUAUAACAACCACUCUCGAGAUACUACUACUAGAUCCAUUCAUAAAUACCGCACCAUCCAUCCAUAA